GUAGAUGCUGGAUCAUUUGGAGAGUUUGCCCGUCCUCUGCGCACCGAGUGUUCUGGAAAAGCCGCCGCACAGCCUGAGAGCCGGCUUUUAGAGCUUUCACUGAAGGAUAAAUGUGCUGAAAAGUCGCCCAAUUUCUCCUCCAAGGUUCAAUUUUUCUUUCAUUUUUUUAUUUUUAUUUUUAUUUUUUACGGCGGAGCGCCUGGACUGUUUUGAGUCAUCUCCUUUUUUCUCCCCCUUUUUCAUACGAGGAUACCUGUACCUCUACUGAUGGAACAGGGUCACUCCAACGCCCUCUUGCAGCCUCCCAACACCACCUAACAUUUCCUGGAAGAACGUGUCCAUUGCGUGCUCCCAAGAAACAUGGACUGUUUUCCCAUGCUUUCUUUUCUGUCGAGACAUCAUGAUUCCUGGUAAUCGAAUGCUGAUGGUCAUUUUAUUAUGCCAAGUCCUGCUGGGAGAGAGCAACCAUGCCAGUCUGAUACCUGAAGAAGGGAAGAAGAAAGUGCCUGGCCUGCAGGGUCGUUCGGCUGCUCAGAGCCAUGAACUGUUGCGGGACUUUGAGGCCACGCUGCUGCACAUGUUCGGCCUCAAGAGGCGGCCGCGGCCCAGUCGCUCCGUCACCGUGCCCCGCUACCUGUUGGACCUCUAUCGGCUGCAGUCGGGGGAGGCCGAAGAGGCCGGAGCGUACGACAUUGACUUUGAGUAUCCUGAGAGGUCGGCCAGCCGGGCCAACACUGUGAGGGCCUUCCACCAUGAAGAGCACAUGGAGAGGAUCCAUGAGCUGGGUGAUGGAGAAUCCAUGCCUCUCCGCUUCCUGUUCAACCUCAGCAGCAUUCCAGAGGACGAGCUGCUUUCCUCUGCAGAGCUAAGACUCUACCGUAGUCAGAUUGAUGAGGCCACCGCUGACGACCAGAGUCUGCACCGCAUAAACAUCUACGAGGUCCUGAAGCCCCCGCGGCCCGGGCAGCUCAUCACCCAGCUUCUGGACACACGCCUCGUUCGGCACAACGCGUCACGGUGGGAGUCCUUUGAUGUCAGCCCUGCCAUCUUGCGCUGGAGUCGUGAGGGCCUCCCUAAUUAUGGUCUGGCCGUGGAGGUUCUGCACCUCAACCAGACCCCACACCACCAGGGCCGACACGUCCGCAUCAGCCGCUCGGUGCACCAAGAGCCCGGGGAGGACUGGGAACAGUUACGCCCUCUUUUGGUUACUUUUGGUCAUGAUGGCAAGGGUCACCCACUGACCCGGCGGACCAAGCGCAGCCCCAAACAACGGGGCCGCAAAGGCAGGCGCAACUGCCGGCGCCAUGCACUGUACGUAGACUUCAGUGAUGUAAACUGGAAUGACUGGAUUGUGGCACCGCCUGGCUAUCAGGCGUAUUACUGCCACGGGGAGUGCCCCUUUCCCCUGGCAGAUCAUUUAAACUCCACCAACCAUGCCAUUGUUCAGACACUGGUGAACUCUGUGAAUAACAACAUUCCCAAGGCCUGCUGCGUGCCAACAGAGCUCAGCGCCAUCUCCAUGCUCUACGUGGAUGAACAUGACAAGGUGGUCCUGAGAAACUACCAGGAAAUGGUAGUGGAGGGCUGUGGCUGCCGCUAGCGCACAACGUCGCAAAAACACUUGGACAAAAAUAGCGCCUUGAACAAAGCAAUGUGGACACUAAAACAAAUCAGAAGGUCUUUUUUUUUUUUUAAAUGUUCACUUGGACCCUUAUUUAUAACUCUAAUGAGGUGUAUGUUUGUCUCACUUUUUUGUUUUCUUUGACAAUAUGAUCAUAUAUUUUGACAAAAUAUAUAUAUAUUUAUAUCUACACAUUAAAAAUAAAUUGAGUUCCUAUUUUAAACAUAAAGAAAUUGUUUAUCCUUCCAUAUUGUAUAUUGGAUUUUGUAAGUUGUUUUUUUAUUCAAAGUAUAGUAACAAAAGUAAAAAAAAAACUUAAAAAAAACACCCCCAAAAGUAUUAGGUUAUUUGCUAGUAAUAUUUAUUGCUUUCAUAAUAAAAAUGAACUGCAUUCUACCACCUACAAGCCAUGUCACAAAAAUAUUUCUUUUUAGCAAAUACAAUUUUAAAGUUAUUUAUUGACCUUUUUUUUUUUAACCAGUUAAGAACCAAAUUAAAAUACAUUAAAAUAAACUUAAGAAAUAAAAGAAAAUUGUCAACAAGAAAUCUGUCAAUCUCCAUUAAUUUUGUGGAAUUUAAACUGGAAUUAAUGCCAGACAAGUUUAAUUAUUAUAUGGAUUAGAGUUAUGAUUUGUUUUUCACUUUGGAUAGAUCCGUUCUGAGUCAAAGAAUGGGACAAGAAGAGAAAAUAUGAAAAAGCAAAAACAGAACUGAUCCAAGCAAACAUUCCCAGAAGAACAUCUGAAUUCAUAAAAGACAGGUUUAUAAAUACACCAGUUGUAUAGUAGAUAAUGCAAAAAAAAAUUUUGGAGUUUGAAAGUUGUACAAACAGUCAGAUUUUAAAUAUGAAAGUAGUCAUUUCCGCUGCUUGUAUUUUUGCUGUAAAACAGCCCUUAAGUGGAACUCCCUCUAGGGCCUCCUCUACCGUAUUCACAUAAGAGAAAACAUUGAUUAUUAAGUGAUAUCACCCAUGAAUAACUUGAAAAUAAAUUUAAUUUGUACAUUUAUUAUUACAUGUUUUUAAUAAAAAAGCUCUUGUAGGGAUAUUUACA
This is a messenger RNA of Xiphophorus couchianus (Monterrey platyfish), 2673 nucleotides long. RefSeq names its product bone morphogenetic protein 4 (gene bmp4). The record is from RefSeq and is a predicted model, not a curated record. Bases 401 to 1600 code for a protein of 399 amino acids. Gene Ontology annotation, cellular component: extracellular region. Gene Ontology annotation, molecular function: growth factor activity; cytokine activity. Lineage: Eukaryota; Metazoa; Chordata; Actinopteri; Cyprinodontiformes; Poeciliidae. The transcript has 4 exons.